CGCAUCGUGCCAUGCUGCCCUGCCGCGCACACCCACCCCAGUGGGUGCUCGCCCCGCUCUGCCUGCUGCUCGCCGAGCUCGGCGCCGCCUUCCCGCCCACCUACCAGUGGAAGGACGCGGUGACGGAGGCCAGGGUGACCUGCCAGCAGUGCCCGCCGGGCACCUUCGUGGCGCAGCACUGCAGCAGCGCGCGGCCCACGCUGUGCGCGCCCUGCCCCGAGCUGCACUACACGCAGUACUGGAACUACCUGGAGAAGUGCCGCUACUGCAACGUCAUCUGCGAGGAGCAGCAGGUGGAGGUGCAGCAGUGCAACGCCACGCACAACCGCGUCUGCCAGUGCCGCCAGGGCUACUUCGCCGAGAACGAGUUCUGCGUCCGCCACUCCGAGUGCGCGCCCGGCUCCGGCGUGGCCAGCGCGGGGACCCCCGUGGAGGACACGCGGUGCCAGCCCUGCCCGCGCGGCUCCUUCUCGGCCUCGGCGUCCCGCAGCGAGCCCUGCCGGCCCCACCAGGACUGCGCGCGCCAGGGCAAGGUGACCAACGUGCCGGGCAACCAGUACCACGACACGCUCUGCACCUCGUGCGGGCUGGCCGGCGCCAACGGCUCGCGGGGCGCAGCGCCGCAAGACGAGGACUGCGCUCAAGCCGCCAUCGACUUCGUGGCCUACCAGGACAUCCCGGUGCGGAAGCUGAGGCGGCUGCAGCAGCUGCUGGAGCACUCGCCGCGCCGCGCGGUGCCGGCCGGCCGCGCCGCCGCGCAGGAGAAGUUCCGCAGGGACCUCACGCGCCUCAAGGAGGGGCACCCCGAGGUGACCCGCGAGCUGCUGGGCGCGCUGCGGGCCGCCAAGCUGCACGCCAUCGAGCGGCAGGUCCGCGAGCGCUUCCUCGGCCCCGCGCGCCUCGGCUGA
Molecule: messenger RNA, 908 nt
Organism: Nothoprocta perdicaria
Lineage: Eukaryota; Metazoa; Chordata; Aves; Tinamiformes; Tinamidae
Gene: TNFRSF6B
Product: TNF receptor superfamily member 6b
Exons: 4
Coding region: 12-908 (298 amino acids)
Molecular function (GO): protein binding
Source: RefSeq, a predicted model, not a curated record